GCCUACCUUGCUGGCCGGGUCCUGCGUGACGUACGAUCCAGACUCCCACGCUAUUGGCCGGCGCCGCUGUCUGUUAGUGUCCGAGCGGCCGCCCUCUCCGGUGGGGUAGGUUGAGCGGAGCGCUGUCCAGUCCAGCUCGGUGGAGAUCGGUGAUAUUACCGGGAUUAUCGGCAUCCAGCGGGCGGAGCGUGAGGGGAAACUGCGACCGGGGCCGCUUCCUGGAGGGAGUGGCGGAGAAUCCAGACAUGGCGGCGGCAGCUCACCCGGAGAUGGCGUCUGAUGUCCCUGCGCUUGGCGUGACUGCCUCAGGAAAUCCUGGUUCAAGUACACAGGCUAGUGUGUCAAUGGUACAGAGAGCCAAUAAAAGGCGCUCCGGGUUGGAUUUUGAUGAUGAUGAUGAUGAUGACGACUCCAACAGCAAAUUUCUCAGGUGUGAAGACGACCAGCUCCCUAAUGACAAGGAGAGAUUUGCAAGGGAGAACCACAGUGAGAUUGAACGCCGACGAAGGAAUAAGAUGACCGCGUACAUCACAGAGCUGUCAGACAUGGUGCCCACAUGCAGCGCUCUGGCACGCAAGCCAGACAAACUCACCAUCCUGCGCAUGGCUGUCUCUCAUAUGAAGUCCCUCCGAGGCACUGGGAACACUUCUACAGACGGCACCUAUAAGCCCUCCUUCCUCACUGAUCAGGAGCUGAAACACCUGAUUUUAGAGGCAGCAGAUGGCUUUCUCUUUGUGGUGUCCUGUGAAACAGGCCGUAUAGUGUAUGUGUCGGACUCUGUCACCCCUGUCCUUAAUCAACCUCAGUCUGAAUGGUUUGGAAGCACCUUGUAUGAUCAAGUCCAUCCAGAUGAUGUGGACAAACUGCGCGAGCAGCUCUCCACAGCCGAAAAUGCAAUGACAGGACGGAUCCUGGACUUGAAAACGGGUACAGUGAAGAAAGAGGGACAGCAGUCCUCCAUGAGAAUGUGCAUGGGAUCCCGGAGAUCGUUUAUUUGUAGGAUGAGGUGUGGUAAUUCUGCUAUUGACCCAACCUCCAUGAACCGGCUCAGCUUUAUGAGAAAUAGAUGCAGGAACGGAUUGGGUCCACCCAAAGAAGGAGAUUCCCAGUUUAUGGUCGUACACUGUACUGGGUACAUUAAGGCAUGGCCACCAGCAGGUGUCAGUUUACCUGAAGAUGACCCAGAUGCAGGACAGAGCAACAAGUUUUGUCUGGUGGCCAUUGGCCGUUUGCAGGUCACCAGCUCUCCCAACUGCACAGACAUGAAUAGCAUCUGCCAGCCCUCUGAGUUCAUUUCCCGACAUAAUGUAGACGGCAUGUUCACUUUUGUGGAUCACCGGUGUGCAGCCACAGUUGGCUACCAACCUCAGGAACUCUUAGGAAAAGAUAUUGUGGACUUCGCUCACCCAGAGGACCAGCAGCUUUUAAGGGACAGUUUACAGCAGGUGGUAAAAUUAAAAGGCCAAGUUCUCUCUGUUAUGUUCCGGUUCAGAUCCAAAAACCGCGAGUGGCUUCUGAUAAGAACCAGCUCUUUCACCUUCCAGAACCCAUACUCUGAUGAGAUUGAGUAUAUCAUCUGCACAAACACAAAUGUGAAGAACUCUAACCAGGAGUCACGGCCCACUUUGUCCAACAGCGUGCCGAGGCCUUCGCUCACCCAUGGCAUUACGCACAACAUGGAGAUGGCACCAGGUCCGCUGGCAGGGAGGCAACAGCCAAAACCUUCUCAAUCCGAACUGGACGUGGUCCCCAGCAGGGAUACAAUGGCCGCUUACAACCACACACAGGUCCCAGUUCAACCUGUAACGGCCUCCAUCUCAGAACACAACAAAUCCUUGGAGAAAACGGAAGCUUUGUAUGUCCAGGAAAGGGAUCCGAGGUUUGCGGAAAUCUACAACACCAUUAACUCAGAUCAGAACAAGGCACUCAACACCAGUGGAGUCUCUGGGAACCAGCAACUCUUCCCCCAAGCCACUACCUUCACUCCUGCCCCUCGGCCAGUGGACAGUUUCAGAAGCGGUGGCAUGGCACCUCCGGUCAAUAUUAUUCAGCAGCCGGUGUCCGCCGGACAGAUCCUGGCCCAAAUCUCUCGGCAUACCAGCCCUACACAGGUCACUGGAACAAACUGGAGCUCUGGUGCUCGCCCUACAUUUACAGCACAGCAGGUACCACCGCAGACGACGAAGACGCAGUCUCCACAGUUUGGCAUAGGGAAUUUCCAGAACACAGCUGCAAAUUUCAGCCCAAUGUCCUCACAGAGUUCGACAUCGUCACCUGCGGCCACGGCCUACCCCAACUUAGCCAACCGCGCCAACAGUUUCGGUAAAUCUGUGUUAGCGGAGGUGGGGCGGACCCGCCAAUUCCAGACACGGGCAGCUGACGCGGUUGGCGUGUGGCCCCAGUGGCAGGGCUCUCACCAUGGACAGAACGCAGCAGAGCCUCGUGUCCAGCAGCAGUCCAACCAUUCUGAGGCCUUUCCGGAUAUGCUUUCCAUGUUGGGAGAAGAGGUGUCAAGCUACAACAAUGAGGAAUUUUCCGAGCUCAACAUGUUCCAGUCCUUUGCUGAAUAAAUAGGCGACUGCAGUACAGAAUAAUAACUUGAUGCUUAUAAAACAGCAUCCAGUACUCUUUCCUACCAUUGCUCACUCGAAUGUCUUUAUUUCUCUCUCACGGAAUCACGAGAGGAUAAAGAACGUUUGUGGUGAGAGCAAUGUGAACGAGAAGGACUGUAACCCAAGGAGAUGAUGGGUGAUUACAGGGACGCCACAGAACUGCCUUUUAAGAACUCGUAGAGAGGUUCAGUGAUAUCACUCUGCAGUCCUCACCAGCUUUAAACCCUGUGACUCAUGGCAAAACCUUAUUUUUCUACGACACGCCACGUUCCUAACCUCGCUAAGAUCCUGAUUGGGUUGUGACGGAGACGCACGUGGAGUCAUGCAUCACUUUGGAACAUUUCAUGAAACCUAGCUAACAGUUUCUAGCCAAAAAAAAUAGCCGGAACCUAAAGGAAUUCAUUUUAGGAUCUGUCUUUCAGGGAUAACGUUUGCGUAAGAUAAUCAAUGAUAGCUGGUGCCUUUUUCUAUGAUGUUUGGAAACAUUUUAUGCGAUUUAUUGCUUGAGGACAAUAUACACGUUUAUUAGUUGAAAGGCCCUGUUAUCUGUAUCCCACCAUUACUUAUUGUGAGGAUAUGUGCAGAUUGGAGCACUUUGUGUAAUCAUAUUGGCUUUUUUAUAUAUAUAAAAUAUAUAUGUAAGUGAGACACUUUUGCUGUCCAUCAUACUCUUUCUUUUUUUAAGCAAUUAGUCGAAAGGAAAGGAGGCAAAGGUCGAUAUUUCACCCUCUUUAUUUAAUGGGCAGGCAGCUGGGAUCACCUGUUAUUUGAGAAGCAGAGAUCUACAGCCAAUCCUGAAAUUUUCUGCAAAAGCUACAGGCAGCAGGUAGAAGUGACACCUCUGCUUCUUCUCGAGGUCCGGUCUCUGUAAUCAGAAAAGAGUCGAAUCCAAGUCAAAGCAGGGGAUAACUUUAAAUAUGUCACUUUAGCACUUAAUAUUUUGCUGUAGUACCCCAGGGAUUGGCAGAUCAUUAUGGGAGUGGUGGUCCAAUAGUUGGACAUCCACAUAUAUCUGUAGCAUCUUGCUAUUAACCAACCACCAGUUGGUUAUGUGUGAUUUGAAUUAAAUGUACCCUGUGGCUCCAAGCAGAGUGCCCUUCUACCACCAAUGCAUAGCUUGAGCUUAUUUUUCAUAAUUGGUUAUUAUUUUUAUAUCUUAUUUUGUGGAAUAGCCAUCGUUAUUUUAUAGCAGACGUUCUUUAAGGCAUUGUGACUCAUUCAGUAGAUUCAUUACUGCUGAAUAUCAUGUACUAUAUGUGACGUGCCACAUAUUCAAAUCCCUUUCGGAAUUAAAAACAAAUCAGUUAACAAGGCUUUAAUUCUCCAAAUCAAAAUCUGCAAUAAGCUCCCCAGAUGGCAGUGAUUUCACUGAGCUCGUUAUUAAACCCAUUUGAGGGCCGUUUGGGUACAUGCAGAUUCUCAUCCUACAAAGCACUUUACAGAGCAGAGCGGCUUUUCCUUAACAGUUGAUCAUUUAUUGUUGAAUGCCACCUAUUUCUUUUAAAAUAGAGUGCAGACUUGUCCCACCUGUCUGACAUUGUUCAUACCUUGCAAAUAUUUAUACUGAGAAUGUUGGAGUUUGUUUUUCCACCAAAUGAGCAACAAUUUCAACAUGCAUACAGCCGCCUCUCUGAUCUCAUUCUGUCCUAUUGACAAGAUUAUUGCAAAUCCAAAACUUUUAAAAAAUAUUGCCAUAAAGACUUUUUACUUUUGAAAACUGUGUCUAAAGAACAAAACAGAUGGAUUUUUCCGAAUCUCCUCUUUAACUCACUUUCUGUGCAAAUUGUUUUAUGUGUAUACAAUAUAAAAUAAUAUAAUUUUAUGAUUUUCA
Messenger RNA from Pelobates fuscus (common spadefoot toad), 4443 nucleotides. It is a transcript of the gene ARNT, whose product is annotated as aryl hydrocarbon receptor nuclear translocator. NCBI's taxonomy places the organism in Eukaryota, Metazoa, Chordata, Amphibia, Anura, Pelobatidae. Gene Ontology annotation, cellular component: aryl hydrocarbon receptor complex; transcription regulator complex; cytoplasm. The record is from RefSeq and is a predicted model, not a curated record. Gene Ontology annotation, biological process: regulation of transcription by RNA polymerase II. The transcript is spliced from 21 exons. Gene Ontology annotation, molecular function: RNA polymerase II cis-regulatory region sequence-specific DNA binding; protein dimerization activity; DNA-binding transcription factor activity, RNA polymerase II-specific. Bases 246 to 2570 code for a protein of 774 amino acids.